AUGCACACCUUGUUUUGCAGGGUUGUGGACUUCCUGCUCAAGGCCAUCAUGCGCACCAUGUGGUUUUCCGGCGGCUUCCACUGGGUGGUCACGAAGGGACAGCAGGCCUCUCCGUCUGAGGCCACCAUCCUCACCCUGGCUCCGCACUCCUCCUACUUCGAUGCCAUCGCUGUCACCCUGACGAUGUCCUCCAUCGUGAUGAAGGCAGAGAGCAGAGACAUCCCAAUAUGGGGAACUCUGAUAAAGUACAUCCGGCCAGUGUUCGUGUCCCGGUCAGACCAGGAUUCCCGAAGGAAGACCGUGGAGGAGAUCAGGAGGCGGGCACAGUCGAAUGGAAAGUGGCCACAGAUAAUGAUUUUUCCAGAAGGAACAUGUACCAACAGGACCUGCCUAAUUACCUUCAAGCCUGGUGCCUUCAUCCCUGGAGUUCCUGUGCAGCCUGUGGCUCUACGGUACCCGAAUAAACUGGACACCAUCACGUGGACCUGGCAAGGCCCCGGAGCGUUGAAAAUCCUGUGGCUCACACUGUGUCAGUUCCACAAUCGAGUGGAAAUCGAGUUCCUCCCCGUGUACAGCCCUUCGGAGGAAGAGAAGAAGGACCCCGCACUGUACGCCAGCAACGUGCGGCGCGUCAUGGCCGAGGCCCUGGGCAUCUCCGUAACCGACUACACGUUUGAGGACUGCCAGCUGGCCCUGGCGGAAGGACAGCUCCGUCUCCCCGCGGACACCUGCCUUCUAGAAUUUGCCAGGCUGGUGAGGGGCCUGGGGUUAAAACCAGAAACACUUGAGAAAGAUCUGGAUAAAUACUCCAAAAGCGCCAAGAUGCAGAAGGGAGGAAAGUUGGGUCUCCCUGAGUUUGCGGAGUACCUGGGCGUCCCUGUCUCAGACACGCUGGAGGACAUGUUCUCCCUGUUUGAUGAGAGCGGAGAGGGCAGGAUGGACCCUCGGGAGUACGUGGUCGCCCUGUCUGUCGUCUGCCGGCCGUCCCGGACUCUGGACACCAUCCAGCUCGCGUUCAAGAUGUAUGGGUCACAGGAUGGAGACAUCGAUGAGGACGCCCUGUCCAGCAUCCUCAAGACUGCCUUAGGGGUGGCAGAGCUCAGCGUGACCAACCUUUUCCGGGCCAUCGACCAGGAGGGGACAGGGCGGAUCACAUUUGCUGACUUCUGCAGGUUCGCAGAAAUGUUCCCCAACUUCGCAGAGGAGUACCUGUACCCCAAAGAGACCCAUUCGGACAGCAGUGCACAGACACCCCUCGCCCCAACCCCCAACGGCUUCUGUGCGGACUUCAGCCCUGAAAACUCGGACACUGGAAGGAAACCUUUCCGUAAGAAACUGGACUAGGACAGAAGGUUCUGGAGAGAUGAGGCCUCUCUGCGCCCUGUCACCACCCGCCUCCACCUGGCCGUGAGCCUGUUGGCGGUGACGCGGCUUGGCCUCGCUCUCCCGCGUGUUCUGUGCAUGUACCGGCCUCGGGCCGGGUUCUGCGACACCCGGGUCCUUCUGACCCUGUUCCUUUGUGGAGAGCCCGCAUGAGGGCGGGGCUUCGCCGGCCGCGGGGCUGUGUGGGCCCCCGGGGGGACUGUCCUGGCUCACUUCCUGCAGUCUUUCUUGGCGUCCCCGUUGGGAGUCCGUGCUCGGUGGCUUGCGCACGUGGACGGGACUCCACAUGCACACGCGACAUGCGGGAGACCAAGACGUGUCACGUGCGUUUCGAUUCCAGCACAAAUUCUCUGCCAGCCUGUGUGGGGGUCACAGCGUGGCAGAGCCCCGUCUUUUAAACAUUUCUAUAUUUGUGGGAACUCAUGAGUAUUUUAUAAACUUCAUUUAGAUACUUCAGGAAGCAUUCAACAUUUUUUUAAAAAAAAGAAAAAUUGUUUUCUACUUCAUUUUUCCUUUGAGGGUCAGAGGAAAUCUAUUUAUAGGCCCUUUUUUGAUAGAAUCCGAGGCUGUGUGGGGCUUUGACUUCAAUCUCUUUCUGGCCUCUCUCUACCAGGUACAUUCCUCCGUCUGGUCCACCACACGCACCCGGCCCAGACGCCUUCUCUGCUUCUUUAAUCCUUUUCAAAUCCCCGUCUUUUUUAUAAACUUUACCAGCUUGGUAUUUCUGUUUAACGUAAGGUAAUGUACUUCAGAGCCACGCAAAUCCAGCCGAAGCGUUGCGCGGCGGGGAGGUGGGUGAGUUAGCAGGAGGUCGUGGCGGGUGGCGGGUGGCCCUGGCUGGUGUGCUGAGCCUCCCGGAGACCGGCGUCCGGGCGACGGGCAGGUCCUGGCGGGAGGCUGGCGCCUCACGCUCUGCCGCUGCCCACCGGGCCUGCCCGCCGCCUCCCCGCGCCACCGAGCUCGAGGCCUGCACCCGCCGGGCCUCAGGGAAGGCGUUGGGGCCGCCGCCCGAGUCAGGUGAGGGGCAGAGCCUCCACACACAGGAGGGGAUGCCCUGGUGUCGCCCCCCCCCGGGCCCGGAGCUCGGCCCGAGGCACCGCAUCCUUCCGACACAAUUAGAGGUCCGCUCUUCAAGCACAAGGACCACAGCCUCUAGUUGGGUCUGAAGCAAAGCCUCUGGUUUGCUUGGGGAAGAAAAUUCUUCUGAAUUUCUAAAUGAAUUGGAUUUUGUAUUUGGGCAUCUCCAUAGAAAGCGACCGCCAGGGCCGCCAGAAAAAAUGUUUACAGACAUCCCGAGGCGUGCCCGGUGUGCGCUUCCAGCAGCCACGCAGCCCGGACGCGGCUUUGGGAGCGCACGGUGAUCAGCUUCUAGCUGCAGAAUGCAUAGAAAUUCAUUAGGAGAGAAAACAUACAAGUGACCAAUGAAGGAGGUAAAUAAACUAAGAUAUUCUGUGGGGAGGGUCCGGCUCGCGGCUCCCGGCCUCGGCGUCUGUGGAUGAAGGGCUUUUUGAAUGAAGUGCCGCUGGGCAUUUUCAGGAAAACCCCUGAUAAACAGACUUGGAAUGGAUGUUUACUCCUCCUGAUCCUCUUCUGCACAGCGACCUAGUGUCGGUGGUAUUCCCAACUGUGAAUGUAUAUAGUUUGGGAGGGAAAUCCCUUUUGUGUGAGGUGGGGACGGAAGGGGCCCCACGAGGACUCGGGGUCCGGGGUGGGUGCCGUGAAACAGCUUUGGAUUUUCAGUGGAAUGAAUAAAACAUAGUCUUACUCACCUGA
Messenger RNA from Leptonychotes weddellii (Weddell seal), 3156 nucleotides. The record is from RefSeq and is a predicted model, not a curated record. Lineage: Eukaryota; Metazoa; Chordata; Mammalia; Carnivora; Phocidae.